This is a messenger RNA of Fopius arisanus, 2228 nucleotides long. RefSeq names its product sphingomyelin phosphodiesterase. The coding region runs from base 39 to 1862 and encodes 607 amino acids. Gene Ontology annotation, biological process: sphingomyelin catabolic process; ceramide biosynthetic process. The transcript has 8 exons. Gene Ontology annotation, cellular component: lysosome. Gene Ontology annotation, molecular function: acid sphingomyelin phosphodiesterase activity. The record is from RefSeq and is a predicted model, not a curated record. Lineage: Eukaryota; Metazoa; Arthropoda; Insecta; Hymenoptera; Braconidae.
GAACAUUAAAACAGUCUAGUGAUUGCACCGCAUCUGACAUGUAUGUCUCAGCGACUUUCUUGGUUGCAAUCGCAAUUUUUAUUGAUUGCAGCCGCUCUGCUGCACUCGAAGAUGACGUGACAAAUUUUUCGUAUGAAAUCUCCAAAUUGGCGAGGACGAGAAAAUCAUCUACUGCUUUGGAAAAAUUGAUAAAAAAUUUAGCACUUCCUGAAAAUUGGCAUGCAGAUCCCAAAAUUAGUAUCGACGAAGUGAGCCCUCGGGUGACCUGCACAACCUGCAAGGCUUUUGCUAAAAGUAUUCUUGAAUUAAGACGCAAUGGAACAACCGCAGAAGCUAUUCAAGACACAAUAAUCAAUCUGUGCAUUCGCUUACAUCUUCAUACAGAAAGUGUCUGUCGUGGAUCUACAAAACUCAAUGCACCAGUUUUCUUCUGGAUCAUCGACAACGAUCCAACGGUCACAGCAAACGAUUACUGUGCACUUGCCCUGCAGAAUUCUCAUUGCGUUUCAGCACCAGCUAAAUUCGAAUGGACAGUGGAGAUUGACAGGAGUCCGCCAAAAUUGCUGGAUGCAACACCAUCAGAGGAACACCUAAAAAUAGUUCACGUCUCGGACAUUCAUUACGAUCCCCUCUACGAACCUAAUGGAAAUGCCAAAUGUGGUCAGCCCAAUUGCUGCCGAAAAGGCCAAGGACCAUCACCUGCAGGUGCACCUCCUGCUGGUUACUGGGGGGAUUAUCGUGUCUGCGACACACCCUGGCAUGCAGUCAUUGAUGCUCUGGACCACAUAAACAAAACUCAUUCGGAUGCUGAAUAUAUUUAUUAUACAGGUGACAUCGUCGAUCACGGAGAAUGGGAAACAACUCGUGAAGGAAAUAUAAAAAUAAUACAAGAUGUAUUUAAAAAAAUUAAAACGACCUUCAAAGACACUCCGGUGUUUCCAAUAAUCGGAAAUCACGAGGCGAAUCCUUUGAAUUUAUUUGCCUCUGCAAAAGUUGAUGAUGACAAAGUGUCAACCAAAUGGCUGUACGAAUUAUUAGCUGACAUCUGGAUAAAUUAUGGCUGGCUUCCAGAAUCCACCAGGAGUUCAAUCCUCCAGGGGGGAUUUUACACACUUUCUCCCAGGAAAGGAUUUCGAAUUAUUGCCCUCAAUAAUAAUGUGGCGUACACGUAUAACUGGUGGCUAAUCUACGAGCCAAAGGAUCUGGGAGGUCAACUCAAAUGGCUGGCGAAUACUUUGCUCGAGGCUGAAAAGAACAAAGAGUUCGUCCACAUUUUGGUUCACGUGCCCUCGGGCAAUCAUGACCAGCAGAACACGUGGAGUCGAGAGUAUCGAAAGAUUAUAAAUCGAUUCUCCCACAUUAUUGCUGGACAAUUCAACGGUCACACUCACAGUGAUGAGUUCAAUAUUUUUUAUGAACCCAGAAACUUCAGCAAUAUUAUCAACAUCGCCUGGAAUGGGGGCAGCAUAACCACUUGGUCAUACGUUAAUCCCAAUUACAGAACUUACACAGUAAAUGGGAAAACCUACGACGUGGAGGACGCAGAUAAUUGGAUGUACAAUCUCACAGAAGCCAAUUUGACCCCUGAAAAGCGGCCUAACUGGGUGAAAUCGUAUUCAUUCAAAGAAGAAUAUGGACUAAAAGAUUUAUCCAAAAGAAGCAUAAGUGAUUUGGUCGUUGAAUUAUCCAAGAAAGGCCCAAAAUCGACGGCUUAUCACAGGCACAUGGCGAAAGAUGCGAAAAUAAAAGGAAAUUCCUGGAACUGUGAUAAAAAAUGUGCCAUCAAGAAUGUGUGCAAAAUAGUCACUAGCGUUAAUAACAAUAAUGCUGAUUGUAAUUACAUCAAAGGACUGAAGCCUUAAAAGAUAUGUAGAGUAAUCAUUACAAUCAAUUUAGUCUGAUGCGGAUUGACUCUACAAUUUAGUGCGCAAGCCAACAAUUCCCGAAAUUACGAUUUCUAUGAGAAAUAAUCGAAGAAAAAUGUUAACUUUUAUAUUUUUAAAUUUAUUUUUCACUCUACAAUCAACGACUGAAUUGGAGUUCGUUAACACUUCAUUAAUAUGAGCUUUUAAUUUAUUUAAUUGAUUGAUUCUGUAUGGAUAAACUUAUAAAAAAAUACGAUUUCAAUUCGAUCUAUUGCAUUUCUAAUAACUAUAAUUAUCCAUAUGUACAAGGGAGACUCAAUCGUCUGUCGAGGGAGAGCUAAUACUAAAAAAUCAUAUCUACAA